AUGGAUGCGGCAGUCUUAGCUGGACUGAAUGUUGCCAGAAUUAUCAACGAAGCAACUGCUGCUGCCAUCGCUUAUGGUCUAGACAAGAAGGGUGGAGAAAAGAACAUCCUUGUGCUUGACCUUGGUGGUGGGAGUUUUGAUGUCAGUAUCUUGACAAUUGAUUCAGAGGUUUUUGAGGUUCUUGCCACUAAUGGAGACACUAAUCUUGGAGACAACUAUAUGGGCAGCACUGACAAUGUGCCUUGUGGGAUUCUUGAUGCUAUUAUCGCGUUUUCUGUUACGUGGCUCCACUGA
Molecule: messenger RNA, 294 nt
Organism: Carya illinoinensis
Lineage: Eukaryota; Viridiplantae; Streptophyta; Magnoliopsida; Fagales; Juglandaceae
Product: luminal-binding protein 2-like
Exons: 2
Coding region: 1-294 (97 amino acids)
Biological process (GO): endoplasmic reticulum unfolded protein response; protein refolding; cellular response to unfolded protein
Cellular component (GO): nucleus; cytoplasm; membrane
Molecular function (GO): ATP hydrolysis activity; ATP binding; ATP-dependent protein folding chaperone
Source: RefSeq, a predicted model, not a curated record